Messenger RNA from Anopheles aquasalis, 813 nucleotides. RefSeq names its product trypsin-1-like. Gene Ontology annotation, molecular function: serine-type endopeptidase activity. Lineage: Eukaryota; Metazoa; Arthropoda; Insecta; Diptera; Culicidae. The record is from RefSeq and is a predicted model, not a curated record. Gene Ontology annotation, biological process: proteolysis.
AUGUUCCAACGAUGGGCACGGAGCGUUACGGUUGUGGCACUGCUUUGUUCUUUGUUCGGUCAGCUCAAGGGAGGGUUUCUCUUUUUCACGAGUGAUCAAGCAUCGUCCGAAAACGCCGGUCCGGUUGUCCCGACACCAUCAAAGUCCACGGACGAUCUGCCGUACAUGUGCUCCGUUCGGUACCGAGGAGUGCACCGUUGCAGUGCAACCAUAUUGAACCCGAGCUGGUUGUUAACUUCCGGCCACUGUGUCCACGCCAGUGCGCCGAAACUCGAUACACUUUCCAUUGUAUGUGGUGUCCGCAUGUACCGGACGGUGGAUACGGUUCUGCUGCAUCCAGCUUACGCCAUCCAUCCAACCGGUGGUAACGAUUUGGCUCUGCUGAUGCUGAGAAAAGCACUCAACUUUACGAGCUACGUUCAACCAAUUCCGGUGCCCAAUAGUGUGCUACUUCCGGCGGGCACCACUCCCAACGCGAUUAUUGCGAGCUUUGGACGGGUUCAGUCAGGCGCGGAACCGGUUUGGUGGAAUCCUCCGAUUCAGACGACUGAAGUGCAGAUACUGCCUUGGUACGAGUGUCAACGACGUCUAGGGUCAGCUUUUGCCGAUUAUCUCGACACCUCGAACAUCUGUACCGAUAACGGGGCAACGGUGGACCCCGGUGGACCGGUAAUGUUUGCUACUGAUCUGCAGCCCUACAAUCUGCUGGCCAUUGGUUCCUGGAUGGUGGCGCCAUGUGGUGGUCCGGCCAUGCACGUUCUAGUAUCACCACACCUGGACUGGAUCCUAGGCGCUAUCGCACCGCUCGAUUAG